GCGACUUGCGCGAUGCUUAACAAUCAUUGACAUUUUCCGUUUACCAUAAACACCCUUGCUUUCUCGACCAUUACGUAAAUCACAGGGCGUAGAAUUCCGUAAAUUCACUUCUCAAUAAAUUGUUAUUCCGAGCCGAGAGGAAGGAGUAGAGAAAGUGCGUUGGUUGAGACAGUUAAGAGUAGUGUUUGUUCAACGUGAGGUUUCGAUGGAUUCCGAUUCCUGAGAUCAAUAGUUUGUUAUUUAAAGGAUUGGAAGAAGAAUGUGAGAGUGUGAUUGAAUGCGAGGGUGAUGGAGUCUACAAGGAGUUGGUUUCACAAAUUCCAACCUAGAGUGAAAAAUGGACCCACCAAAACGAAGGAAAUGGCGAAUGCGAAGGAUGCACGUAAGUCAGUGAUUGAUGAGGCUCCUUCAAAUGCAACGAAACAGAAGGCUGCGGCAGCAAAGCAGUAUAUAGAAAACCACUACAAAGCCCAAAUGAAGUGUUUGCAAGAUAGGAAGGAGAGACGCUGCACAUUGGAGAAGGAGCUGGCUGAUGCUGAUGUUCCCAAGGAAGAACAAAUGAAUAUUCUGAAACAUCUGGAGAAAAGGGAGACAGAAUAUAUGCGUCUUCAAAGACAUAAGAUGGGCGUUGAUGACUUUGAACUUUUGACACUUAUUGGAAGGGGUGCAUUUGGGGAGGUGAGACUUUGCAGAGAGAAAGCUACUGGCCAUGUAUAUGCAAUGAAGAAGCUGAAGAAAUCUGAGAUGCUUCGCAGAGGCCAGGUGGAACAUGUUAAAGCUGAAAGAAACCUUCUUGCUGAAGUAGAUAGUGCUUACAUUGUCAAGCUCUACUGUUCUUUUCAAGAUGAUGAGUUUUUGUAUCUUAUAAUGGAAUAUCUUGCUGGCGGUGACAUGAUGACAUUAUUAAUGCGCAAAGAUACCUUGACUGAGGAUGAGGCCAGAUUUUAUGUUGGGGAGACAGUCCUUGCCAUCGAGUCUAUUCACAAACACAACUAUAUUCACAGGGAUAUCAAGCCUGAUAAUUUACUGCUUGAUUGUAAUGGCCAUCUAAAGCUUUCAGAUUUUGGAUUGUGUAAGCCCUUGGACUGUAGUAGUUUUCCGAAUCUUAGUGAGAAUGACCAUGGAGUGGGAAGGAAUUUGAAAUCUUCCUCAGACAGAGACAAUCAUUCUUCUGCACCAAGGCGGACACAACAGGAGCAGUUAUUGCACUGGCAAAAAAACAGGCGAAUGUUGGCUUAUUCAACAGUGGGAACACCAGACUACAUUGCCCCAGAAGUACUACUGAAGAAAGGAUACGGAAUGGAGUGUGACUGGUGGUCUCUUGGGGCAAUCAUGUAUGAGAUGCUUGUGGGUUAUCCACCUUUCUAUUCUGAUGAACCAAUGUCAACAUGUAGAAAGAUUGUGAACUGGAGAACUCAUUUGAAAUUCCCUGAAGAAGCCAAGCUUUCUAAUCAGGCAAAAGAUCUCAUUUGCAAGCUCCUCUGCAAUGUUGAGCAGAGGCUUGGGACCAAAGGAGCUCAUGAACUAAAAGCACACCCAUGGUUUAAAGGAUCACAAUGGGACAGAUUAUAUCAGAUGGAAGCAGCUUUUAUACCUGAGGUCAAGGAUGAGUUAGAUACUCAGAACUUUGAGAAGUUUGAAGAGUUACUGGCUCCAGCUCAAACUCCAUCAAAGUCAGGUCCAUGGAGAAAGAUGCUCCCAUCCAAGGAUGCAAAUUUCGUUGGUUAUACCUACAAGAAUUUUGAGAUCGUGAAUGAGGAUCAUAUACCUGGCAUUGCUGAGUUGAAGAAAAAGACUAACAAGCCCAAGAGACCCUCUAUUAGAUCGCUAUUUGACCUCUAUGCUUUCCCCCCCUCCUCUCAGACACACCUGAUCCUCCUGAUCGGCCUGCUUUGGGAAAUUUCCUUAACAUUUUGCCAACACAAUCAGAGGUCCCUGAAAGCUCCGAAUCCGAGCCAUUGCGCCAGUCUGCUAGAUCUGCACAACAUCAAGAACGGCCUAUGAGAAGAUAGCAAGCGUCAGCCACAAGUAAUUGUCCAUAACCAAAACAACUAUAAUAGAAGUGAUUUUUUUUUUGUUAUCAGUAGAAGGAAAGCAAUAUAUAGCAUGCAUGUUUUUCUAACUAUUUCAAGCUCUGCAAUUUCUGUGCUUCCUGUAUAGCUUUCUUAGAAUCUUAUGUAGUACUAAUGACACAUGAUCAUUAAUUUCCCCCCUAGUAUCUCACCUGUACCAGAUAUAUAUAUAUAUAUAUAUAUAGCAACGAAAUAAAAAUUUUAUGCUAUAGUUUUUUAAUUA
Messenger RNA from Juglans microcarpa x Juglans regia, 2295 nucleotides. Its product is annotated as serine/threonine-protein kinase tricornered-like. Gene Ontology annotation, molecular function: ATP binding; protein serine/threonine kinase activity. The record is from RefSeq and is a predicted model, not a curated record. The coding region runs from base 289 to 2004 and encodes 571 amino acids. NCBI's taxonomy places the organism in Eukaryota, Viridiplantae, Streptophyta, Magnoliopsida, Fagales, Juglandaceae. Gene Ontology annotation, biological process: peptidyl-serine phosphorylation; intracellular signal transduction. The transcript is spliced from 14 exons.